Molecule: messenger RNA, 8205 nt
Organism: Diabrotica balteata
Lineage: Eukaryota; Metazoa; Arthropoda; Insecta; Coleoptera; Chrysomelidae
Source: the annotation of a GenBank genome assembly
UGGUGUUGUUUGGUGUUAAAUAUGAGGUUAUCAAAGUUAUUUUUGUAAACAUGAACUUUAUUAUCAAUUAUUUUUCAGUUAGAAGUAAGAAGUUUACGUCAGAGAGAUUGUGAUUUUUCUAUGAAGAAAUUGUGCUUCAUAUCAUUAGUUUAGUUUGUGCAGUGAAAGAGAAAAUGAAAAAACAAGGUGGAAUUUUGAGGUUAUACCGCACGCCUGGUUGUACAGCAGCAAAAAAGUUUGAAAUUCUUCAAAAGCUUCAGCAAACAUGUAAAAGUUUAAAGGAUAUUCAAACGGAAAUAUGUUUUCAUAUCGAAUCAACAAGUGCCUUGGAAACAAAAGACGUUAAGAUUUUGAAAUGGGUUCUUCAAGAUCCUCUCCAUCCCCAAAAUCUAAGCGAAAAAGGAACCCUGGUAGCGAAAAAUGGUACGGCUUUGGUUGAAGUAGGACCUAGAUUUAAUUUUUCCACAUCAAGUUCCACAAAUGCUGUUUCUAUUUGCCAAAAUCUCGGUUUGGUCCAAGUAACUAGGUUAGAGGUCUCACGUCGCUAUCUUUUAUUAUUUAAUGAAGGUACCAAACUGACACCUCAAAUUGAAAAUAAUUUAGCAUCUUUACUAUAUGAUAGAAUGACUGAAUGCAGGUAUACUCCUGAAAAUAUACCUAAAGUUAGCUUUAAUGAAAAACUUGUUAAAAAGGAAGAUAUAAAAGACAUUGAUAUAUUAGGAAAAGGUGCAGAUGCUUUAAAAGCCAUUGAUAAAGAACUUGGUCUGGCCUUCGAUGAAGCAGAUAUAAUAUAUUACACAAAUUUGUUUAAGAAUGUUCUUAAGAGGAAUCCCACUAAUGUUGAAUGCUUCGACUUGGCUCAAUCUAAUAGUGAACACAGCAGACAUUGGUUUUUUAAGGGAAAAAUGGUUAUUGAUGGUGUAGAGCAUAAGCAAUCACUGAUAGAUAUGAUUAUUGAAACUCAAAAGCACACAAAUCCCAACAAUGUUAUAAAAUUCAGUGAUAAUAGUAGUGCAAUUAAGGGCUUCUUACACAGAAGUUUAAGACCUGUAACAGCAGGUUCCCUCAGUGAGCUCAAGCAAGUGCCAGUAGAAUCUCAUCUCAUUUUCACUGCAGAAACUCACAAUUUCCCCACUGGUGUAGCCCCUUUCAGUGGAGCCACUACAGGAACUGGAGGAAGAAUUAGGGAUGUACAAAGUGUGGGAAGGGGUGGUUAUUGCAUAGCUGGUACUGCUGGUUAUUCUGUAGGCAAUCUUCAGAUUCCAGAUUACGAUUUACCAUGGGAAGACAAAAACUUCUCUUAUCCACCAAACUUUGCUCCACCUUUAGAAGUUCUGGUUGAAGCAAGUAACGGAGCAUCAGAUUAUGGUAAUAAGUUCGGUGAACCCUUGAUUUCAGGCUUUGUAAGAUCGUUUGGUCUUGUUGAUGCAGCUGGAGAGAGAAAAGAGUGGAUUAAACCUAUCAUGUUUAGUGGAGGUAUUGGGAGCAUGGAAGCAGAUAUGACUGAGAAGCUACAACCUAAAUUAGGACACCAAAUCAUAAAAAUUGGAGGACCUGUUUACAGAAUUGGAGUAGGAGGAGGAUCUGCUAGUUCAGUCGAGGUACAAGGGGACAACAAAGUAGAAUUAGACUUUAAUGCUGUACAAAGAGGUGACGCUGAAAUGGAAAACAAACUGAACAGAGUCGUACGUGCUUGCUUAGAACUAGGUUCCAAAAACCCUAUCGUCAGUAUUCAUGACCAAGGAGCUGGAGGAAAUGGAAAUGUUUUGAAAGAAUUAGUAGAGCCGAUAGGAGGAAUCAUAUACGCCAAUAAAUUUGAGUUGGGUGAUCCGACAAUAAACGUUCUGGAGUUGUGGGGAGCCGAAUAUCAAGAAAAUAAUGCGUUGUUAUGUAAAAAAGAAGAUCUGCCUCUUCUAAAGAGUAUUUGUGCAAGAGAAAGAUGUCCUGUAAACGUUGUAGGUGAAGUAACUGGCACAGGAAGAGUAGUUCUGGCUUUAGACGAAAGCAAGGCUGUUACACCAUUUAAUUUGGAAUUGGAACAUGUAUUAGGAAAGAUGCCCCAGAAAGUCUUUAAGUUAAACAGACAUAAAGUAGCCAGUAAACCAAUCGAGUUCCCAAAAGCCCUUUCGAUCUACCAAUCUCUGCUGCGAGUAUUAAGGUUGCCAUCUGUUGGCAGCAAGCGGUACUUAACCAACAAAGUAGAUCGGUGUGUUACAGGUUUGAUAGCUCAGCAGCAAUGUGUGGGACCACUACACACACCUUUAGCUGAUGUUGCUGUUACAGCGCUUUCUCAUUUUGGACACGAGGGUAUAGCGUCAUCUAUUGGAGAGCAACCUAUCAAAGGUUUGGUGAACACUGCAGCCGGUGCUAGAAUGACAGUAGUUGAAGCUCUAAGCAAUCUCGUGUUCGCCGGUAUUACCAGUUUACGCGACGUCAAAUGCAGUGGUAACUGGAUGUGGGCUGCCAAGCUCCCUGGCGAAGGGGCAGCUCUUUAUGAUGCAUGCAAAGCUAUGUGCGACGUUAUGAGCGAGUUAGGAAUCGCUAUCGAUGGUGGAAAGGAUUCUUUGAGUAUGGCAGCUAGAGUUGGAAAAGAUACUGUCAAAGCUCCAGGAACCUUAGUAGUUUCUACUUAUGCUCCCUGUCCUGAUAUUCGAAAAGUUGUUACCCCUGAUUUCAAAGCACCUUCUAUGGGAAAAACAGGAACAAUUCUGUUCGUAGAUCUUUCCCGAGGUGAUAGUAGACUUGGGGGUUCGGCUUUAGCUCAAGCAUUUGGUCAACUUGGAGAAGAAUCUCCUGAUCUUCAUAGCGCUGAAGAAUUAGUAAACGCAUUUAAUGCAACACAACAGUUAAUAAAAGAUGAUUCAAUCUUGGCAGGACACGACAUCAGCGACGGAGGCUUAAUCGUAUGCCUAUUAGAAAUGUGCUUCGCAGGAUUGUGUGGUAUGGAAGUUGAUGUUCAACACAGACAGGGCAAACCACUCAAUAUUUUGUUUGCCGAAGAAGUUGGAUGGGUACUGGAAGUUUUGGAUGAGGAUGUUGCUCACUGCCUGAAUGUGUUUUCGAAUCACAACGUGCCAGUAUUCAAAAUAGGAAAGACUGUUGGAUACGGAAUUAAAUCUAAAUUUGGAAUCAUAGCUAACAAUGCUUGCCUAGAAAGUACAAUUUUACCAUUGAUGAAGCUUUGGGAAGAGACUAGUUAUAGGUUAGAAUUACAUCAGACUAUCAAAUCCUGUGCCGAUUCGGAAUUCCAUGGUCUUCCAAGCCGAACUGGACCCAAAUACGUACUGACGUUCGACCCUGAUCACGAUCAGACUGUAAAGGACGAAUUGGUUCCUGUGGCUGUGAUAAGAGAAGAAGGAACAAAUGGAGAUAGGGAAAUGGCUGCAGCGUUGAUAAGAGCCGGGUUCAAAGUGUGGGAUAUCACCAUGCAAGAUCUACUGAGCGGUGUGGCCACUUUGGAUAGGUUUAGGGGAGUGAUAUUCCCUGGAGGUUUCAGUUAUGCAGAUGUCUUGGGUUCUGCUAAAGGUUGGGCGGCUAGUAUUCUAUUCAACAAAACCGUCCGAGAACAGUUCGACAAAUUCUUUGCCAGAAGAGACACGUUCAGUUUAGGAGUAUGUAACGGAUGCCAAUUGAUGGCUCUUAUCGGGUGGGUUGGAACACCUGUUAAUGAAGGUACUAAACCAGAUAUAAUGUUGGAACAUAAUUUGUCUGAAAGAUUUGAGUGCCGCUGGAGUACGGUCAAGAUAGAAAAAUCCAAAGCCAUAAUGUUAAAGGGUAUGGAAGGGUCUUCAUUUGGUGUGUGGGUUGCUCAUGGAGAAGGUCGAUUCACGUUCAAAUCAGACACCAUCUAUGACCAAUUGAAAUCCGAAGACCUUGUCGCUUUGCGUUACGUAGACGAUAAUGGUAAACCGACUGAAAUUUAUCCUAUGAAUCCCAAUGGAAGUAUUGAAGGAUUAGCGGGAGUGUGUUCCGAAGACGGAAGACAUUUAGCAAUGAUGCCGCAUCCGGAAAGAUGCGUUCAACCAUUCCAAUGGCCGUACAUGCCACAAAGCUGGGUACAUUACAAGAAGAGUCCAUGGGAGAAGAUGUUUAGAAACGCUUAUGAAUGGUGUAGAAGCAAUAAAUUCCAUAAUGUUUAUUAUUAAGUUUAAAAAAAAUGUAAAAAAUAAUUAUUGUCGAUAUUUCAAUGAACUUUCCGAUCUAUGGUCGCACAUCGACUAAAUAUAAUGAACGCUCAUGACGUGUAGGUCAACUUUUAUAACGUUUAUACCCAUUUUUGAGGGUAUUAUAGUUAAUAUAUAGCGGGAAUUAACAACAAUUAUACUAUUGGAAAAUGCCAUUUACGUUUUCUCUUCAAGGCGAAAUACAAAUAAAAUAUUACUAAUCUUAUAAUUACCGUUAAUAAUUCCCAAUGUAUAUUAAUUACAAAUGUACGUUAAGAUUUCAUAUCUUUUGUACUAUGCAUGGUCAUAUUUCGAAUGAAAUUUCGUUUCAUAGUGUAAUUUAAAUUGAUCUAGAAUAUUUUUGUUUAAUAUAUACAUACUUUCUAUACAUACGUUGGAUUUGUCAUUUUUUAGUUAUUUUUUUUUAUAUUAAAUAUUCGUAAAUAUUUUGUGGAACCAUAUCAUUAUCUAAAUUUAAAAAGCUAGAAAAUUUUAUAUAUAGAAAAUGUAAUAUUAUAAUUGAUCUUUUAAAAAGGUCAGUUAUUUUAAUACUAUGUAUAUUAGUGAUGUAACGAAUAUUAGCAUUCGCGAAAUUUGUGCGAAUGUUUUGCAAAUAUAAAUAUAAGAAGAAAAAAAUAAUUUGAAGAUUAGGUUAAUAAAAUAAAAAUCCAUUUUUCAGUUUUUUUUAUUAAGAAAACUCACUUUCUUUUAAAGCUUAGAAAACUAUAAAAUUAGAAAACAAAAAAAUAAAUGAUGCAAUGUAAACAAACAAAAACAAAUUAUUCUCUGAAAUUUUUAUUAUCCUGAAGAUUUUAAUUUUAGACAAUCAUCUUCAAAAAGCUAAAAAUUAUUCAACUAAAUACUAUUCAAACUAAAAAUAGUCUUAUAUGUUUUUAUGUAAAGAGUUUAAACAAACAAAUAUAAACAGCCCGUUAUUUGCUUAUAGAGAUUUUCGAAAAAUAUUAAUUUUGUGUUAACAAAAAUACCGCCCUCUCUUAUUAAAAAAUAACAAAUUCUCUGUUUUGACUUAUUUUUCAAGUUUUUUUUAACAAUAAGUAAAAACAGAGAAAUAUUAUUGGAAAUAAAAGCUUUGACGCCUUUUCUCCUUCAAGCCUGUUUCGAUGUGGCGUCUUAAGAAAUCCAGCGCCACUAAACAAGCGCUCGCUAGGGACACUCUUUGGUGAUAUAACUAAAUUUUGCCGUAUUACAGGAAAAAGAAGAUCGUACCUUCCCUUGUUCACUUUCCACAAUGCUAGGGGGUCGACGUCACCUGCCACACGUUUUUCCAAUGAGUAUUCUGUGACAGUUUUACGGAUUAAAUGAUGGACAGUGUUUUGAAAACUAAGAAGAGGUAUGUCAUCUUCUUUACCAUCAGUCGUAUCCAUCAGUAAACUCAUUAUUUCUUUUAAGGACAGACACGCUUUGCAUUCGGGUAAAGUGAAUUGGAAGAUAUGUCGGUUUGAUUGUCUCUGAGCAAAUCCAAAAUAUGCUCUAUGACAAGCUCUUUAGUCGACGUAUUUUUAAAAAAUUUUGCUUUAUAUCUUGGGUCAAUGAAGGUCGUCGUGGUAAACAAUAAUUCAUUCUAUAAACCCGAAAACUUACGAAUGAGCUCAUUUUUAUGACGGCAAUCGUAUCACCAAUGUGUUCAUCAGAUGAAUCAAUAUCAUGAACAACUUUUUCUAGAGUGUCGAUUAAGGGAAUUACAGAAGAAAUAGAAACAUCGACAGCACUUAACUCUCUGGUGUCUUCUUCAAAUGGUCUUAGUAAACGUUUAAGUUUUUCAACAAUCAUCCACUCUUCAGAAUUUUAUUAUUUGCCGAAGCGUACAGACUACAGACAUAAUGACUCUUUGACUUAAAAAAUAAAGUGCUGUUCCACCUAGUAGCACAUUCUUAAGUAAUCUUAAGAUGUUUUUGAUUAAGCCUUUUUUGUAUAUCGGUCAGCUCAUCUUAAGCAGCAGUCGAAUGAUGAAAAUGAGUUGCCAUAUUUUUGCAUUUUGUUAUGGCAGCCACGACAGAUUCUUGAGCUUUCAUCCCUGCUUUUAUCACGUUUUGAAUCUUCUGAGAAGCACAGUCAAUAUGAUCAACAUUUUCAUAUUAGCACCUGCAUCGCGAACUACACAUUUCACUUUUUCCUUGGAUAUUUCCCAAAACGACAAGAUGUCUUUUAGUUGUGAGCAUUAUCUUCUGCAUAAUUGUUGAAUUACUAAAUUUAUCCGAACUUAUCUAACUACACACCUCGCGCAAAUGAGACUGCCGGCAGUACCGGAGACAAUUAAAAUUGCCAAGUUAACAAAAACUUAAUAUUCGAAUUCGCGAAUGUCGGUGGCAUAUAUUCGCAUUCGCGAAUGUUCAAAAAAUGACAUUCGUUACAUCACUAGACUGUAUAGAUAUUGUGUUCUGCUCAAAUAUAAAAGUAAUAAUUUAUCACAUUGCUCUCGAUGACGUGAUAAUAGGCUGAGUUUAACAAAAUAUAAUGGUCCUAUUAGCGCCAGAUUUAGUGUUCAUUUCAGAAAAACCUUUUAGUAGAUUGGUAACCGCUAUAUUUUUCGAGACCAUCCACUUCGUCGUAUAUUACAACGUUUUCCAUUGUAUUUCUUGUUUUGCGUUGUUAACAAUUAAUAAGCCUGUAAUUUCUUUUACUAAGUAUACUUGUUUGUAUAUAAUGUUGCUAUUCACUCUUGAAAUGCCCCGAAAACGGUGCUCUAGUCAGCUUAAAAACUUCAAACUUUGCAUUGUUAGUUUUUUAAAAUUUACAGAAAGGGAACUUAAAGAAGUUGAUAUCUGUUAAUUUGGCCGAAUUUUGGAAUGACUCUUUUAAAUAAUACAGGCAGAGGCUUAUUUUAUAUCGGCCAUAGGGGUACUCUGCUUCAUUUGCGACAAAGGGUGAUGCCAAAAUACGACACUACACAUUAUUCCGUCUUUAGAGGGAGAGCUAGUAAAUUAUCAAUCAGAUGUUAUCGAGCAAAUGAUAUUUUUAAAGCAAGUCUUUUUUAAAUCUAGGCUUUGGACUGGUGAAUAAAACCCUAAGUUUCUUUUCUAAUGUUGUUCUGUUACGUACAGUACUAUUUUAUAGAAGUUAGGUAAUUACGUCUGCAUUGUAUAAUAUCUUCGCGUUCAAUGCGAGUAGUUUUUAGACUUUUCUUCAAGUACCUACAAAAUAAUAAAACGUACAUUUGAGUAAAGUUCUUUUUCUUCUAAUUGAUUGCCUUAUGCAGACACAGUAUGAAGAUUUUUUGUGUUGCACCUUUUAUUUACUACAUAUUUGUGGCAUACCUAUAUUUACUUACUUAUGGAAGAUUUGGGCGGUUGUUAAUUUGACUUAGUGGGCAUUUCAUUCUUGAAAAAGGAGAUGUGUACUAUCUGUCAUACAAAUGUUUUAACUUUUUCAUCAUAUGUUGCAAGUAUAGAAGGUUGACCUUCAAUUUGUUUAGAUCUUACUGCUCCAGUCUGCUUGUAUUACAUUAUUAUACUACUACUACUACUGUGUACUGAAAGACACGUAUCGGGAUAGAAACAAAAAUGUAAAAGUCAUGGAUAGCAACAUUCUCUAACAGAUUAAUAUGAAAAAAAAUAUCAAGUAAAUCACGACAGAAAAUAUUUUUUUUUAAAGGAAAGCAAAUAGUAUGACAUUUUAUAAUUAAUUAAAACUUUAUUUAUAUUUAAAUAAAAUAGCCAAGUUCGUCGCGAUAUUAGUAACAUACAUUCCCAAUUUACAAUACUGUAUAAUAAAGCAAUUGUUAAAAUACAUAUUUUUUUAUAAAAUAUUAUUUGAAUCUUUUCUAUGACAAUAAUUUUUAACUUCUAGGUAAUUUAGGAACUAUUUUUAUAAAUAAUUAAAAAGUAAAUGCUUUAUUUUUAUAAUGUACUUUUCUAUAAAGUGUUAGGGGAUAUUUUUAUUAUUGUUAAAUAAAUUUAUUGUUAUCGAAUAUUUAGCAUUAUCUUUUUAUUUGACGCUGAUACACCCAAAACCAGUUCAAAGUACAAUAUUUUGCUCUUUAAUAAUCUUGCAAAUCUCAUCGUUCAUUAAAUGAACAAAAACU